AUGGCUUAUUGGUUGAAGUUAUUCUUCUUAGGUCUAAUAUGCCUCUAUUGUACUGCUAAACACACUCUGAAUCAAGAAACUGAAUUCGAAUGUGUCCCUAUCUACGAACAAUCUGCACUACAACACCCUCUAAUGAAGAAUCACCAAAUACAGACUAGACCAAGUCGAGAACUUUUAUCAAUGCUCUCUAGUUCUAAUGAUGACACAAUCACAACGAUUGGUUUGAAGAAAUCCGCAGAAUGUCCCAAAGGACAAGUACCGAUUCACAAACCAAAAACCAACUUAACUAAUAUUUUUAUCCAUCCCCAACAAUUUACUAAAGAAGGUAGUGUCCUGAAACAAGAUCGUUGGGUUAAACAAAGGAGAAAGUCUCACUACCCGUCAAAAAUAUUUAGGGAGUACAAUGGACAUUAUGCAAUUAUCAGGGAAUUUGAAAAUACGACAAAAAAAUGGCAUGGUGCACAAGCAUUGUUCAACAUUAACAAGCCUCGAGUAGCGCAAAAUCAAUAUAGUAAAGCUUGGAUUUGGCUUAAUUACAUACAAAUGAACGAAAUGAGCAGCAUCCAGUUUGGUGUGGCUGUGCAUACAAAACUAUAUCGAGAUGACCGUCCAAGACUAACGACGUAUUGGAUGUCAGGAAAACAACAAGAUGGAUGUUAUAAUGCGUUAUGUCCAGGAGGUUAUGUCCAAAUUCAUAAAUCAAUCUACCCUGGUUUGAUUUUUGAUAAAAUCAGCAUUCCAGGAGGACAACAAUAUACUAUUCAUCUUUCUGUUGCCGAGGAUCCAGUGACCAAAAAUUGGGUAUUGACGAUAGGAACCAUAAUGAUAGGUUAUUGGCCACGUCAAACUCACAUGGGAGAAGGAGCUUCUGAAGUUUACUUCGGUGGAUUUGCAGGAACUUCAUUGCCUAAUACCUUGAGCCCACCAAUGGGAACUGGAGAUUUUCCGACAAGAGAUUUGACUCGGUCUUGCUACAUGAAACAGCUUAAAUAUGUUCUUUCGGAUUAUACAAUAGAGGAUAUUGAUUCCAAUGAGGUCGAGUAUUACAUUGAUGAUCCCAAGUGUUAUGGUGUAAUGUUUCUUAAGUAUGUAGAUUCUGAUUCGAGAGAGACCCUUACGUUUGGAGGACCUGGUGGACAUUGUCGUCUUUCAUGA
Eutrema salsugineum is the source of this 1155-nucleotide messenger RNA. RefSeq lists its product as uncharacterized. The transcript has 8 exons. NCBI's taxonomy places the organism in Eukaryota, Viridiplantae, Streptophyta, Magnoliopsida, Brassicales, Brassicaceae. The coding region runs from base 1 to 1155 and encodes 384 amino acids. The record is from RefSeq and is a predicted model, not a curated record.